Messenger RNA from Xyrauchen texanus (razorback sucker), 588 nucleotides. RefSeq names its product histone H3.3A. Gene Ontology annotation, cellular component: nucleosome. Gene Ontology annotation, molecular function: DNA binding; protein heterodimerization activity; structural constituent of chromatin. Lineage: Eukaryota; Metazoa; Chordata; Actinopteri; Cypriniformes; Catostomidae. The transcript is spliced from 4 exons. The coding region runs from base 105 to 515 and encodes 136 amino acids. The record is from RefSeq and is a predicted model, not a curated record.
UAACCGUAUAAAUUCAAGGCAGUUAUCUUAGCGUGUGACCGACGUUCCUUGUUUUGGGUUUCACUGAUUACAGAAACAGAAAACUACUGCUUCAUUAGAGUGCCAUGGCACGUACCAAACAGACCGCCCGUAAGUCCACCGGCGGCAAAGCCCCCAGGAAGCAGCUGGCCACUAAGGCGGCCAGGAAGAGUGCGCCCUCCACCGGUGGAGUCAAGAAGCCUCACAGAUACCGUCCUGGUACCGUGGCUCUUCGUGAGAUUCGUCGGUACCAAAAGUCCACCGAGUUGCUGAUCCGCAAGCUUCCAUUCCAGCGUCUGGUUCGUGAGAUCGCUCAGGACUUCAAAACUGACCUGCGUUUCCAGAGCGCUGCCAUUGGAGCCUUGCAGGAAGCAAGUGAAGCAUACUUGGUUGGCCUGUUUGAGGACACCAACUUGUGUGCCAUCCACGCCAAACGUGUCACCAUCAUGCCCAAAGACAUCCAGCUGGCCCGUCGAAUCCGUGGAGAGCGUGCCUAAACUCUUGGCUAUUCACUCAAACUUUUUUUGUGUGGAGGAAUAUUUGGGAGGGUUUUGGUGCGAGGGUGGGUUA